AUGGUUCAAGCUCGCCUUCUGUUCGCCAUCGCGAUACACGCGAGAGGCGAACCGACCGAAGGACAGGCGAUGCUCCGCGACGCUAUAGAUCUAGCCAUCAACCUUGGUAUGAAUACGAAAGAAUUCGCCAUGCUGAACAGUGGUACAUCGUCGUGCCUUGAAGAGAGCUUUCGUCGCACAUGGUGGGAACUAUUUGUAGUUGAGGGAAUCAUGUCCGCCAUUCAUCGCAUACCAACCAUGAAGACUCGGUCUGUUGCCUCUGAGGUCCUUCUGCCGUGCGAAGAUUCUACGUAUACGGAUGGUGCCUGUUUCUCUGAUGGGUCGACACUGGCACAAUUUACUGACCGACAUUUCGCUGAAGAAGAAAUCAGUUUCUCCUCGUCUUGUUAUCGUAUUGAGGCUGUUCAGAUCUUGUCUAGAGUCCUGUCCAUUGCGAACGCCGAAGCUCAUCCGGAUGAAGUACAAGCAAUUGACAACUCUCUUGCUGCAUGGUCGCAUUACGUACCUCCGGAAAAGCGUGAUAUCAUAUCAAAUUCUGGAGAGGUCGACGAGCUUCUAUUUCAAGCACACAUGCUUAUCCACUGGGCAACUAUCCUUCUGCACAUGCCUCGAAGCGAACUCCUUUCAGUCCAUCCAGCCACUGCAGAUAUCUUCUGUGCCAAAGGCGACAAGCAGAUGCCAUCCACAGACACAAAGCAUGCUCAUGCGAGCAAAGCCACGGAUGCGUCCAAAGAAUUGUCAAAUCUCGCAGCUCUCCGCUGUCCGGUACAAAAGCACACNCCCUUCUUCAUCUGCGCUCUUGUGAUCGCAUCUGUCGUACAGUUGGCUGCCUGCACUCUGCAUAACUGUCGAUGCAUGUACCAGCAUCGUGAUCGUAUCACACUAGUCGUGGGUCUGCUCAAGUCACUCAGCCUGAGCUGGGCCUGCGCUGGCUCAGUACUCGUCAAGAUCAANAAGAUCGCGGCAAAAGUGAUGAAGUCCGAGCAUUGCACUAUGACUGUUGCAUCCACCCAAUGUGAUAGCUGUACCGAUAGUGGUCUAGGCACAAGCAUAGGUCCCGAAGACGUGCCUUGGAUGGAAUUCUUCGACGAUCCGGUCAUGUCGUUUGAGCAAUUUGCACCCGGACCGCUCCUAUUCGAGGCAGCCACAUGA
Aureobasidium musti is the source of this 1152-nucleotide messenger RNA. The record is from the annotation of a GenBank genome assembly. NCBI's taxonomy places the organism in Eukaryota, Fungi, Ascomycota, Dothideomycetes, Dothideales, Saccotheciaceae.